AUGGUUGGGGUCUCUCCCAGCUUAACCAGAGGUCUCGAGUUCGAGCCCAGGGAAUGCAGCUGUGUUAAAACUCUUGAGGUAGAGCUUUGCCGCCCUUGUGGUCUUACCCGGCUCGAUUCCGGAUUAGUCGGUCCCCUAGGAGAUUCGGAAACCGGAAGAGCCGAGCCAGUUAUGCCAGCGUGGCUUGGUCAACGUGACCUGGUUUGUCCGACAAUAAAAACACAGCCGCAAAGGUUCCAACGCCUUCCGACCCCCAAAGCCCCCUUCCGCAAGGCCGAGCUCUCGAAAAUCAUCGACCAAGCCCGGAGAAAAACCUUCGGCCCGCAAACCCUAAUCAAAUGCCUUCAAAACCUCCGGUCCAUCGCCUCGCAGAACCAAACCAACAAACGGUGCAUGGAGUCAGCCGGGGCCCACGAGUUCCUCGCCUCCCUAAUAAUCGACAACGCCCCGCGAGCGUCAACUGGCACCGAAACGUCUGACGAUUUUAUUGAAUCGAGAAAAACGUGCGAGGAGGCACUCGCAAUCCUCUGCGGGCUCGACCUAUCCGAGCUGGGCCUAAAAGCCCUGGCCCGGCCCGAACUCGUCGAGUCGCUGACCCUCGUCAUGCGGCUCGGGAGCUACGAGUCCCGGGCCUACGCGAUCGCGCUGCUGAGACCGGUCCUCGAAGCGGCCGACGACGACCCAUCUCUGCUGACGAACCUACAUCCCGACCUCUUCACCGAGCUACGCCACGCGCUCGACCACCAAGUGUCUCAGAAGUCCACCAGAGAAACCCUAAAAACCCUAAUAGCCGCGUGCCCGUGGGGCCGUAAUCGUGUAAAGGCCGUCGAGUCAGGGCUCGUGCCCGUGCUCGUCGAGCUCUUGCUCGACUCGUUCGAUAAGAGGGUUUGCGAGAUGAUGCUGACGGUCCUCGACCUUCUGUGCCAGUGCGCGGAGGGUCGGGCCGGGCUUUUGGGCCACGGCGCGGGCCUUGCGGUGGUGUCGAAGAAGAUACUUAGGGUUUCGGGGCACGCGAGUGAACGGGCCGUGAGGAUAUUGAGCUCGGUGAGUAGGUUUUGCGCGGGCCCAGGGGUUUUGCACGAGAUGGUGCAAGUAGGGGUGGUGUCGAAGCUGUGCCUCGUCGUGCGGGUCGAUUGCGGGCUCAAGACGAAGGAGAGGGCCCGAGAGAUUCUGAGGAUGCACUCGAAGGCGUGGAGGGAUUUGCCGUGCCUGCCGAGGGAUUUGGUUUCGUCGUCGUUGUGA
Striga asiatica is the source of this 1242-nucleotide messenger RNA. Lineage: Eukaryota; Viridiplantae; Streptophyta; Magnoliopsida; Lamiales; Orobanchaceae. The record is from the annotation of a GenBank genome assembly.